Molecule: messenger RNA, 3165 nt
Organism: Phycomyces blakesleeanus NRRL 1555(-)
Lineage: Eukaryota; Fungi; Mucoromycota; Mucoromycetes; Mucorales; Phycomycetaceae
Exons: 4
Coding region: 1-3165 (1054 amino acids)
Source: RefSeq, a predicted model, not a curated record
AUGAACAACAACCACAACAACACCAGCAGCAGCAGAAGCGACAGUGACAAUAAAGGCACAAGCCGUCUAAACUUUAGACCUAGUAACAACAGAAAGUCGCAAUCUUGCCCAUGGUGUACUGAAAAUAUUAAAAUCCGUACCUUUAAUACUUUUCGCCAACAUGUUAAGAACAUCCACCCAAAAGAACUUGAUUCCGAAGUUAAUUCAGCUUCUACCCGCUCUGACAUUGUUGAUGAACCAUUAGACCUUUCUUCUUCAGUAUCAAUUAUUUAUCCUGAGCUUGAUUUUCAAUAUUAUGAUUCAAAUGUCAGUAUCGAUAGUGACACUGAUGAAGAUAAUACCCAAGACUAUAAAUCUGAUAUAGACAAGUUUGAGAACAUGUUGGGUGAUGAUGCUUACAUCUCUGCCGAAGAAGAAGACAACGUAGCUGAAGAUAACGAAAACUCGCCCGUAGAUAUUGAUGAAGUGUUUUUGCUUAAUACCAUUCUACCUUUAUCAAGAAGCUUUGCUAACCAAUUGAGCGGUGGAACUUCAGAAACAGUCGAAGAGGACAUUCACAGAUUAAAGCAUGCAACAAGCCAAAUGGAAGAAGUAGAAAAUAUACCGGAUCUGACAAAUCCAUUUAAAUCUACUUUGGAGGGAUUACUCCAUGCCUUUUUUUAUGGGGAUGAAGAUCUUUGCUCAGAGCGUAUGGUAAAAAAGAUCAUCUAUAUGCUGAAGAUUACGCUGAAAUUGCAAGAAACAACAAGUCAGCCUUUAGUUCUGCCAGCACCAGACAGAAUCUCUAACUUUCAACAAAGGAUCAAGUCAAAGAUUCCAAUUCUGCGUCCCACCAAAUGUAUAGCAAAAAACAAGAAGGGUGAAGAACAUACGUUUUUCAUGAAUAAACCUUCAGAAUACCUGAAACAUCUUGCUGCUACCCCAGGUAUGGUUAAUCAAAUGUCUGCUCUUCCAGACUUCACUGCUGGGCAACGCUUACACUUGAACCAGGGCAAUAAAUGGAAAUAUCAUGAGAGCCUUCAAAUGCCCAUGAUAACAUUUAAUAAUCAAGAUUUCUGGAUCGGCGACUUGGUAAAGGAUCACCAGAACGGGCAUUGGCUGAUAAAUAAGUUCAUGAAAAAAUCGAUAAUCUAUGUUGAAUGUUUUCCGGUUAUUUAUAACGAUAAUCACAAUGCGACUAUAUCCGACAUAUUCAUCGGUUUAAACACAAACUUUGCCACAAUGACCCGCCCAUACCUUAUACCAAUUGAGACUAUCACUUCCAGCAUACGAAAGGAGUUAUGCUUCCAAGGACAAGGCUGUACUGCUGGAUAUGACGCAAAUGGAAAGGUGGUCUUGGAACAACAUGGGCUUACAGAAGCUAUUUCUCAUCUUUGGUUUGAGACUUAUUCAAGCAACAAAUUUAAGAGAAUCCUCCCUAACCCAUCUAACAACACCAACAAGUACAUGAAAGUGGUUAUCAUGCCAAUCAUCCUUUGGUCUGACGAUACAUCUGGUAACAAAUCCAAGCAAUACAAUGUUUUUGACAGUUAUUUAAUGUAUCUGGCUGCAAUGCCUCUGGAAGUGAGAAGUCAGCAAGAAAAUACUCUUUUUAUCUGUACAUCUGAUAAAAAUCUAAAAGCUGUUGAUAUGCUGGGCCCAAUUGUCAAUGAUUUCGUUAAACUGGAGAUUGGAAUCGAAGUUUUUUCAUAUGAUCACAAUGAAUAUAUUCUUCUUGUUGCUCCUCUCCUCCUUCUUAUGGCCGAUAAUCCUAGACAUUCACAACUGGCUAUGCACAAAGGUACAAACUCGAAGUAUCCAUGCCGUAAAUGCUUUUGUCCCAAACCAACAAUGCCUGAAGACUUCAAUCAACAAUCAGCAAAUACAACAACAACAACAACAACAACAACAACAACAACAACAAAAAUCUCCCAUACUUUUGCAAAAAGGGACUUCUCAGUCAACGGUAGUGAAGAGUUUCUUCGACUUAAUUCCUUUGAUCCGACUACAGAUUGCCCAGUAGAAGUUCUUCACACCGUUCCCCUUGGUUGUAUCAAGUAUCUAGUAGAUUACUUUAUGAAAGAAGUUCUCACUGUAGCAGAAAGGGAUAGACUCGGUAACAUUAUCAUGUCUAGUAGAAAUCGGGAUGCAUAUUCCAGAACAUUUCAAAACAAUCUUCGACAUUGCGGGUCAUUUGCUGGCAGGGAUUACAAACAGCUUAUCCAAGUUCUACCAACAAUUAUCAGCAAAGUAUUCCUUCAAUCGACUGUACGUAUAAACAUGUUCUCUCAAUGUUUUAUUUACCUUGGACAACUAUGCUCACUUAUAUAUCUUCGUGGUAUUGAAUCGAACUACGAGCAAUAUAUAUACGUCUUCAGAGAUACAUUGUCAAAAUUCACAGAUACUUUAUAUGUACUGGAUAAACACUUGUGUCAAACUGAUGCAAAGCCCCCGAAGUUCUCUCUCAGACCAAAAAUCCACCUCCUACACCACUUGCUCGAUGAUGUUCAACGAUUUGGAUGCCCACUUCAAUAUGAAACGGAGAGCGCAGAACAAUUCAAUAAGUUCAUUCGUGAACAUCUCUUCAUGACUAACCGACUAUAUACAUCUCGGGAUGUUGCUUCAAGAUUUGGUAAACAGUUUAUCUGUUGCCAAAUCUUCAAUGGCUUAUCCUUUGUGUAUAAAAAGUCUUGGAAAGAGAAUGACGUUCAAAAAGAAAGUAUAGUUCGUGGCGAAAGUGGAUUCAAAAUCAAAAACUUGCAAGCAGACAAUGUUGAUUUUAAGAAACAUUUCUUUGGCGCCCGUAUGAAUGUCACAGACAGCUAUUAUAUUAACAAAGCAAAAAUUGUUAAUGGCUUAACUGGACUUUUCUCCACUAGGAACGGGCUGUUCAUUGGAAAAAUCAUUAUCAAUCAAGACGGUUUCCUUACCUUGCAAAAAUAUGCGUUUCUUCAAGCAAAUUCAGUGUCUCCUUCCUGGCUCCCUGGAAACUUGACGGAUCUCCAUAGCAAUCCUCUUAUUCUACCAACCACAACUGUCCUCGUUGAUAAUUCCUUUAUAUGUAAAGAGGUUAUGGACUUAGGCUUUGUUUUUGAUGAAGAAAGAUCCAUAAAUAUAAUCAACAUUUCAGAGUUUGGCACUUACUGGUCAUUGAUUUCAAAUUACCAGUAUUUGUUCACUCAAUAA